Molecule: messenger RNA, 972 nt
Organism: Penicillium angulare
Lineage: Eukaryota; Fungi; Ascomycota; Eurotiomycetes; Eurotiales; Aspergillaceae
Product: ATP11 family protein
Exons: 2
Coding region: 1-972 (323 amino acids)
Biological process (GO): mitochondrial proton-transporting ATP synthase complex assembly
Cellular component (GO): mitochondrion
Source: RefSeq, a predicted model, not a curated record
AUGGCAUCAUUUCGAUUGCAAGGAUUGCGCUCGACUCUGAGAACCCAGUCAGGUCCCCUGCGCUACCAGCAGCGCCGAUGGGCUCAGGUUCACGAUGUCCGCUUUCUUGCUUCGCACCAUGACCCCAAGCAUGUAUUGGACAAAUAUCAGUCCAAGCUCAAUGAGAAGGCUAAGCACGAGGGCCACGAGUCUGUCGACUCCUUAAAAGAGGCCUACAGCGAUAAAAUCCACGAGAUGCGCCGCGAAGCCUCAACAGCAACCACCCCAGAGCCCGAGACCAAACCCCCCGGUCAAGAAGCCCCAAUCACCCACGCCGCAAGAAAAGCGACCGGAAAGGCAAGCCCCAUCAAGCCUCUCAGCACAUACCUAGACGUCGAGAAGAUCCGUGAGCUGCCCGCCAAGGAAAUCGAGGCCCUCUGGCGUCUUCGCUUCGCCAACAACCCGACGGCUAUCUGCGCCGCCAUUCCCCUCGAAACAUACCACCGCAUUAUGAGAGCUGCUCGCGAGAACCCACAAUUUGUCCUGCCACUCCCCCGGCCCACCGGCGAAGAACAGGAAGAAACCACAGCUGAGAUCCACUUUCUGCAAUGGGCAUUCCACCCGCCAGCAGAGCCAAGCGCAACUGUCUCCCCAUCAGGGCAGACGGUUAACAACCACGUCUCCACUUGUAUCUUCACACCUCUCGGCGCGUUCAAGAUGCAUGGCUCUUUCGCUCAGCCGCAUACAACUAUUACACACUAUUUGGAUUUGGCGGAUACGAAGGGUCUCGUCCUGAUGCAUGGACAGGUUGUACCCGAUCGAGGUGUUUCGACCACUGAGGCCACUUGGCUUGUUAGCUGUGUGCAGCGUUUCUACGACUUUGAUGGACAGGCGAGUGGUCGAAAGAGCGAGCUUGUUCGCAUGUUCACUCGGGGAGAUGUCGAGAACUUCAAGGUUGAGGAGCUCAUGGAGGAGUCGGAGAGAAUUCAGUAG